Drepanopeziza brunnea f. sp. 'multigermtubi' MB_m1 is the source of this 2475-nucleotide messenger RNA. RefSeq lists its product as uncharacterized. Gene Ontology annotation, molecular function: single-stranded DNA binding; damaged DNA binding. The record is from RefSeq and is a predicted model, not a curated record. Gene Ontology annotation, biological process: mismatch repair; nucleotide-excision repair. Gene Ontology annotation, cellular component: XPC complex; nucleotide-excision repair factor 2 complex; cytoplasm. Lineage: Eukaryota; Fungi; Ascomycota; Leotiomycetes; Helotiales; Drepanopezizaceae.
AUGGUCGGGAAGAGAGGGGCCUCACGUGGUGGAGGGAAAGGGAGAGGGAAAGGGAGAGGAAAAGCCAGUGCAGUCCCGGAUGUCUAUCAGGACAUGUUAUCAGAGGCUCUCUCAGCUCAAACUGAAAUCCCAGAACGGCCUCUGAAGAGGCGGAGGACCGGCCGGCGCGAGAGCCAGGUGGCACCUAUCAGCUCGGAUAAAAUUCCCGACCCGCACGAGGACGAAGAGGAAAUGCAAUUUGAAGAUGUGCUCGAGCAUCCAGACGGAUCCGAUGGGGAAGCAGAGGUACCUAUCAAACUUCUACAGACCGCCUACAGAGAUUGUGACGAGGGAUCCGAAGAGAGUGAUGAUGAUUGGGUAGGCUUCAACUUGGACGACAAGCCAGGGCUCGAUGAACCUAGCGGAGACCUCGAGUUGACUAUUGCGAAGAAGCCGGCCACCCAGGAGAAAUCAGCUGUAUUUAGAAGGAGGUCGCUCACGAAAUUUGACAAAGCUGAUAGAUUGGAGAAGCAUAAGAUGCAUGUGUUGUGUCUUUUGUCGCAUGUUCACCUCAGAAACGAGUGGUGUAAUGACGCGGAGGCUCAGAGAACUCUCAGACAGCUUUUGGACAAGAAGAUUUUGACGUUCCUGAAACCAAAGUCUGAUUUGUCGCAGUUUGGACGGGCAGACUCGUUAAAAAGGGGGCUGGACCAGGUGGCGAUCAUGUGGAGGACCAAAUGGAGCAUCACCAAGAGAGGGCUGAGAAGAGCCUUGUGGGCAGACAACGAGGAGUAUCUUCAAAAUUUCAAACCAGACGAAGCUGAUUUGUUUGACAAAGCUGGGUUUCGUGAAGCGGCUAAGACGCUGAAAGGCUCAAGGGAUCUCGGAGCCCAACUUUUCUGUGCCCUCCUUCGCAGUGCCGGGGUAGAGACUCGUCUCGUGUGCUCGCUUCAGCCAUUGUCCUUCAACGCUGGCGGGCCAGCAAUGGCUCCAUACACUGCUCCACAAAAGACAGCAGCAGAAAGUAGCAGCGCCGAGACGCCAGUCGUUACCAUGAGUGCCAAUUUUCAGUUUGGCAGCCCAAAUGCAGCUUACUCUUCUGCUCCCCGCCGCCGCCUCGGCCAUCCCAACGCUGCCGCCUACCACAUACCCGAAAUAAUCAACCCCGCUCGACCGCCAAAGCCGAAAGCGAAACCAAUAGUCGAAUCCGAAUAUCCCGUCUUCUGGGUCGAAGUCUUCGAUGAAGCUCACCAGAAAUGGUUUCCCGUGGACCCGCUAGUUACAGAUUCCAUCUCCAAGCCUCGAGCCUUCGAGCCCCCAGCGUCUGAUCGCGAAAACAACAUGUCGUACGUCAUUGCAUUCGAAGAGGACCAUGUUGCUCGUGACGUUACAAGGAGGUACGCAAAAGCUUACAAUGCCAAAACGAGGAGGAACCGAGUUGAGUCCACACCCAAAGGCGACAGGUGGUGGCACCGUGCGAUGCAGCCUUUCGCGCGCGGCUGGAUAAGCGACGCAGAUCAAAUUGAAGACACCGAGUUAGCAGCGGCGGAAUCGAAAGAGCCCAUGCCGAAGAACAUCGCAGACUUCAAGGAUCACCCUUACUACGCACUAGAACGGCACUUGAAGAGAAACGAGAUACUGACCAGUACUCGCGAAUGUGGAAAGGUGCAUACAGGAAGAGACAGCAGUGUCCCUGGAGGUAAGAAACUCGAGCCCAUCUACAGGAGAAAGGAUGUCAAGAUUGCAAAGAGCUCGGACGCGUGGUAUCGACUCGGUAGAGAGAUCAAGAUGGGGGAACAGCCUAUGAAGACGGUGCCUGCGAAACGGCGACCCGAUGAUCGAGAUGACAUGGGCGAUGAGAUCGAGGAGCGGCCAGGCAUAAAUCUGUAUACCGAAGACCAGACUGAGCCGUACGUGCCGCCGCCGAUCGUCAACGGGAUGGUGCCGAAGAACUCGUUCGGCAACCUGGACGUCUUUGUGCCAAGCAUGGUUCCGGACGGUGGAGUCCACAUCGCAGGCACGUUUUUCCUUCGUCUCUUCCCUUCCCUUCCCUUUCCCUCUCAUAUCGUUUCCUCACACUACCCGGAAACCGCCCGCGCAGCCCGCCUCCUCGGGAUCGACUACUCCGACGCCCUCAUCGGCUUCGAGUUCCGCGGACGCCACGGCACCGGCGUCCUCCGCGGCGCCGUCGUCGCUAGCGAGUACCAGGAAGCCGUCGAGGCCGUCAUUGCCGCGUACCGGGACGAGAGGGUGCAGGCUGAGGAGACGAUGCGCACGAAUGCGGCGCUGCGGAUGUGGAAGCGGAUGCUGCUCGCGCUGAGGAUCAAGGAGAGGAUAGACGCUUACGCUGGGGAUGACGAGGAGCUGCCCUUGGCUGAUGUACAGCGGGGUAUGGAUGAGGAUGAGGUCGGCGAUGGUGGUGAGGGGAAGAGCGAGAGCGACAGCGACAGCGAUGAGUAUGUUGAUGAUGGUGGGGGAGGGUUCUUCCUUGAGUAA